AUGAGUCCAUGGCUAGCGACAGUAGCCGAGCCUCCACCUAUUUUAAAUGGAAACGAAUUGGAGGCGUCUUUCGAAACGAUGUCAGAUAUUCCGCCAAUGUAUUUUGGAACGGAAAAUAGUACGAUGGUCACAUCACAAAUAGGUUCUACAGCCCUGGUGCCAUGUGCGGUACAUCACAUAGGAGAAGGAAUGGUUUCUUGGAUAAGACGUAAAGAUUAUCAUUUGCUCACGGUGGGUUUGACGACUUAUUCAAGUGAUGAAAGAUUUUCAGCAAUACAUCUACAACAUUCUGAGGAUUGGACACUUCAAAUAAAAUUCGUUCAAGCAAGAGAUGCUGGAAUUUACGAGUGCCAAGUAUCGACGCACCCUCCAACGAGUAUAUUUAUACAUCUCAAUGUUGUGGAGGCGAGAGCAGAAAUAUCAGGCCCGACCGAGAAGUACCUAAAACUAGGCUCCACUCUCCGACUGGCCUGCUCCGUGGUCCAGAGUACGGAACCGCCGAUCUACGUCUUCUGGUACCACAACAAUCGGAUGAUAAAUUACGAUGGCGACCGCGGCGUCAACGUCACCACCGAGCUGGCGCUGAAACACAGCGCCCUGGUGGUGACCACGGCGACGCCCAGACACACGGGCAAUUACAGCUGUGUGCCCAACAAUGCGCUGCCGGCCAGCACUUAUGUGCACAUUCUGAAUGUUCAAAUUAUUUCAACAAAUAGCGAACAUAACUCACUAUUUAGCAUAGUUGAGCGUUUAUAUGAUGUAGCCCUUAUUCGCGAUUCUAAUGAAAUACUCCAAUACCGCGAAUUUACAUAUAGAUGA
Molecule: messenger RNA, 819 nt
Organism: Ctenocephalides felis (cat flea)
Lineage: Eukaryota; Metazoa; Arthropoda; Insecta; Siphonaptera; Pulicidae
Product: lachesin-like
Exons: 6
Coding region: 1-819 (272 amino acids)
Biological process (GO): synapse organization
Cellular component (GO): neuron projection membrane
Source: RefSeq, a predicted model, not a curated record